UCCUUCUUAAUCCAUCUCAACCUCUCUGACUCUCUCCGAUCACCCAUGGCUCUCAGCGCGUACCAGCUCGACCCGCAAUCGGCGGCCCAGAAAGCCGUCGCGGCAAUCGGGUCGGGUUAUGACCUCUGCUACGAUCUCCGGCUGAAUUCGUGUAAGCCCAUACUGAUUGAACUGGAUCCGACCCGGACCCGGGACCUCGUCGUGCCCGGCGGCGCCGUCGUGCCUAACGUCUCCACCUCCAUCAAGUGCGACAAGGGCGAGCGCACCAAGUUUCGCUCCGACGUCGUUUCGUUCAAUCAGAUGUCAGAGCAGUACAAUAAGGAACUUUCCUUAACGGGGAAAAUUCCGUCCGGCUUGUUUAAUGCUAUGUUUAACUACACCGGCUCCUGGCAGAAGGAUGCAGCUCCCACGAAAUGUCUUGCUUUUGAUGGUUGGUUAAUAAAUCUGUAUAACAUUGAGUUAGCGAGAUCACAGUUAACACUAUCGGAGCAAGUGAAACAAGACGUGCCUUCUCUAUGGGACCCUGCUGCCCUUGCCGCAUUCAUUGAUAAGUAUGGUACUCACGUUGUUGUUGGGGUGAAGAUGGGUGGAAAGGAUAUAGUUCACAUAAAGCAGUUACAAAACUCAAAACUUGAGCCUGCUGAGCUGCAGAAAUUAUUAAAGCAAUUAGCCGAGGAGAGAUUUUCUGCUGAUGUAACUGAAUCCUCUAUAUCAAAUACUGCUGAUUUAUUAGGAAAAAUGAGGGAUGACCACCCUAUUCACUGGGAUAUUAAAAAAACAUUAGCAUCCUCAAUAAGGCCACCCAUCAUCACUCAUUCAAGGAAUGAUGAUAUAGUUACUAUUAGUGUUCGAAGGGGAGGUGUUGAUGUUGGUCAAAGUCAUAACCAAUGGCUUUCGACUAUAUCACAGGCGCCUAAUGUCAUAUCAAUGUCCUUUGUGCCCAUAACAUCACUUUUGGGUGGUAUUCAAGGCAAUGGAUUCCUUAGCCAUGCAGUAAAUCUGUACCUUAGAUAUAAACCACCAAUAGAGGAGCUUCAACAAUUCUUAGAAUUUCAAUUACCACGGCAAUGGGCUCCAGUAUACGCUGAUCUGCCUCUUGGUCUUAGGCGGAGAAGACAUGCAUCCCCAGCACUUCAAUUCAGUUUUAUGGGCCCCAAGCUAUAUGUUAACACUAUGAAGGUUGAUUCCGUAAAUCGACCGGUAACAGGAAUCCGUUUGUACCUUGAAGGUAAAAAAGGUGACCAUUUGGCAAUCCAUCUUCAGCAUCUUACAAAUCUUCCCAGUUCAUUCCAAGUCUCCACUGAUCACAAUUAUGAGCCCAUUGACGAGCCAGAGGAACGACGUUACUUCGAAGCUGUCAAGUGGAGCAUAUUUUCACAUGUAUGCACUGCCCCAGUAGAAUAUAAAGGUGCCUGCAUUAAUGACUCUGCUUCUAUUGUGACAAAGGCCUGGUUUGAAGUCAAGGCUAUGGGAAUAAAGAAAGUUUUGUUCCUGAGGCUUGAAUUUUCUACUGUGGCAUCUGCUAGGAUUCGAAGAUCAGAAUGGGAAGGCUCAAGCUCAUCUCGUAAGUCAGGAUUCAUCUCAACCUUGAUCAGCACACGGUUUAGUACUGCAUUGAAUCCACCUGUGACACCGGCAAAAGUGAAUUUGAAUUCAGCAGUGUACCCUGGUGGCCCACCUUUACCAGCCAAGGCACCAAAAAUGGCGACGUUUGUAGAUACCAAGGAAAUGUUGAGAGGUCCUGAGGUCACCCCAGGAUAUUGGAUGGUUACUGGAGCCAAGCUUUGUGUAGAGGGUGGUCGAAUCUCAGUCAAGGUGAAGUAUUCAUUGCUGACAAUUAUGUUGGAAGACUCGAUGAUGUUUUAGCAUAAGAAAUCCAAAGAACAAACAUGUACAUUGUCCAUUCUUCAAUAGGUUUAAACAGAUUGACUAUGGCGGUAAGCCAUCUUGAUUGGUCUAAGAAUUAUAUGAAGUCAUGGUUAUGUCCAGAAUUGGAUAGCCUAAAGGAAUUGAAUACUUUUGAUCAGUG
This is a messenger RNA of Fragaria vesca subsp. vesca, 2029 nucleotides long. RefSeq names its product MACPF domain-containing protein NSL1-like. Gene Ontology annotation, biological process: plant-type hypersensitive response; regulation of salicylic acid mediated signaling pathway. The record is from RefSeq and is a predicted model, not a curated record. Gene Ontology annotation, cellular component: plasma membrane. The transcript is spliced from 7 exons. Bases 46 to 1866 code for a protein of 606 amino acids. NCBI's taxonomy places the organism in Eukaryota, Viridiplantae, Streptophyta, Magnoliopsida, Rosales, Rosaceae.